Molecule: messenger RNA, 2037 nt
Organism: Rotaria sp. Silwood2
Lineage: Eukaryota; Metazoa; Rotifera; Eurotatoria; Philodinida; Philodinidae
Source: the annotation of a GenBank genome assembly
AUGAUCUACCCGACUGAUGGCAAUCCAUCAUUUAUAAUAUCAGCAGAUUUCAAUAAUGAUAAUAGACAAGAUUUAGUUGUAGCUACGGGUGAUAACCACAAAAUUAACCUCUUUCUUGGCAAUAAAGAUCAAAUUUUGCAAACUUCAGUGACAUAUACUGUUGGUACGUAUCCAUCUUCUAUGACAUCAGCUGAUUUCAAUAAUGAUGGCAAGUUAGAUUUGGCGGUUACUAACUUGGGAAGUGCCUCUGUCAGUAUAUUGCUUGGAUACGGAGACGGAACCUUUCGUAGACAAAUAGUAUAUGCUACUGGCCAAAACCCAUGUUCUGUAAUAUCAGCCAAUUUAAACCAUGAUUACAACAUGGAUAUAGUAGUAGUUAACAAUGGUAACAAUACCAUUAGUUUAUUCUUUGGUUAUGGAAAUGGAAGCUUUCGAACUCCUAUCAUAUAUACAACUGUUAACAGUCCUGUUUCUGUAAUAUCAGCUGAUUUUAAUAAUGACGCUAAUAUAGAUUUAGCAGUUUUGAGUCGAAACGACAAAAAUGUUAGCAUAUUAUUUGGUGAUCGAAAUGGAACAUUUCAAACUAAGACAACAUUUACUGUUGGCACUGAUCCAAUUUCAUUUAUAUCAGCUGAUUUUAAUAACGAUAGUCAGUUUGAUUUAGCAGUCAUCAAUGCUGAUGCAAGAUGGGUCAAUGUGUUUCUUGGCAAUGGGGAUGGUACCUUUCAAACUUCAUUGAUAUACAACAUUGGUGAAUAUCCAAGCUAUUUGAUAUCUGCUGAUUUGAAUAAUGAUGGACGAUUAGAUUUGGUGGUGUCUAAUUGGUGGGGUGAAUCUGUCAGUGUAUUGCUUGGAUAUGGAGACGGAUCGUUCCAUAGAGCUGUCUCGUAUGCAAGUGGAGACAAUUUGAACAUCGUGAUAUCGGCUGAUGUCGAUGAUGAUGGAAAACUAGAUUUGGUAAUAGCUAAAAGCAAUCACAAUAGGUUCAUUCUAUUAUGUGGUAACGGAGAUGGCACUUUCCUAAGUCAAGUAACCCAUGCAAGUGGUGUGUCUCCGACGUCUGUAACAUCAGCCGAUUUCAACAACGAUAAAAAGCUAGAUUUAGCAGUAGUUAGUCAAUAUAGCAAUAUGGUUGGUAUUUUUCUUGGUUAUGGUGAUGGAACCUUUGGAGCUGCGGCGACAUAUCCUGUUAGCAGCUAUCCUGUCUCCGUAAUAUCAGCUGAUCUUAACAAUGAUAAAAGUUUAGACUUGGUAGCGACCAGUGUCGGUGACAACAGAGUUCGCGUAUUACUUGGAUAUGGAGAUGGAGAGUUCAGAAGCCAAGUGAAAUACGAUGUCGGUUCAUAUCCACUCUCCAUUGUUUCAGAGGAUUUUAAUCAUGAUGGAAAUAUUGAUUUGGCUGUACUCAACGCCGGUGAAAAUACCUUCAGUGUUUUACUUGGCAAUGGGGAUGGAACAUUACUCACUCAAGUAAAAUAUGAAGUACCCUCCUCUUUAUCUGCUAUGAUAUCAGCUGAUUUCAAUGAUGAUGGUAAUCUAGAUAUAAUAGUAUCGAAUAGAGAUAUGCAAUGUGUCAACAUAUUUCUUGGCAAUGAGGAUGGUACCUUUCGAACUUCAAUAGCCUAUCCAACUGGUGCUACUCCAUCUUCUUUGGUAUCAGGUGAUUUCAAUGAUGAUGGCAAACUAGACUUGGCUGUAGCCAACAAAGAUGGUGAUUCCGUUAGCAUUUUACUUGGUUAUGGCGAUGGAAACUUUCGAUCUCAAAUAACUUAUGCAGCUAAUAGUUCUCCAAAAUUUAUAAUAUCAGGUGAUUUCAAUAAUGAUAAAAACCUAGACCUAAUAGUGGGAAGUACCGAUAAAAGCACACUCACCCUAUUACUUGGUAAAGGAGAUGGAUCCUUUCGUAUUCAAAUAACAUAUUUAAUUGAUAAAAGUCCAUCAUCUUUGACAUCGGCUGAUUUCAAUGAUGACGGCAAGCUGGACAUUUUAGUGGCCAGUUUAGAUUCUAACACAAUAUCUGUUUUUCUAAACAACUGA